This is a messenger RNA of Anas platyrhynchos (mallard), 2537 nucleotides long. The record is from RefSeq and is a predicted model, not a curated record. NCBI's taxonomy places the organism in Eukaryota, Metazoa, Chordata, Aves, Anseriformes, Anatidae.
CCCCCAGGCCGCCGCCAUGCAGGGCCCCGCCGCGGCCCCGCGGCUCUCCGGUGUCCGACAAGGAUUGGGAACAAGCCUGGGCAUCCAAAGAGGCAGCAUCGCAAGCGGCGUGUACCCGGGCAGGGCAGCGAGACGCGGGAGCCAAUUCUCCAUUUCCUAUGGCAAAGCUGCGGGCAAAGGGUCUCCCGUGGAGGAGUACGCUGUGCGGGUUUUUGAUGAUGAAGGAAAGGACGUGACACCCCACCCGCUCUUCCAUUCAGAUCCCGAUGCUGCUGUACCCAGAAGGACGUGUGGAAACAGCAGUAUUUCUAAACCAAACGCAUCACCAAUGGAGUCCAUGCUAGAUGAAACUGUAGAACCUGGCUCUCAAGGAGACCCAGCUGUUAGCUUAUCUGAUGCGCAGGUGAGGCCAGAGGAGAUAAAAGAACAGCUGACAGAAGAAGACUUAGAUAGGAGAGUGGAUAUUUAUCUCACGGAGACGGAAACUAUCUGGAUGUUGGAUAUGCCAUCUGUUGUGGCGUCUGUAGAAUCAGAAGAUGCGGGAAGAAUUCUGGAGCGUAAUAAGAUUUAUGUUGACAUUUGCAAAAAUAGACCUGGCAAUGAUCGCUUUGCAGAAAAAAUGAUGCAAACCAUUAACGGAGCUGCAAAGAACAAGGAAGUACAAUGUGACAAAAUCGUCAUGAAAGAUAAAGGGGUGGUGGUCACUUCCUGGGACUUGUAUGAUUCCUUUAAUGUGUCAGAAAUAGAACCUGCAUCAAAAGGAGAAGCCACAAAUGGGAAGAGUAGCAUGUCUCAUACGACUAAAAAGCAUGACCAGACUGCAUCGGUGACUUCUGCCAGAGGCAACAUAACUUCUGUGACUACUUUGGAAAGUGCUGCUCUUGCCAGAACCCAUAAAAAGGAGGAAAACCGUUUAGAAGCUAUAUUGACAUCAGAAAAAUUUCAGCAGGAUUUAUUUUUCAUGGAGAGGGUUCUAAUGGAAAAUAUUUUUCAACCCAAACUCGCAGCUUAUCGACAAUUUCCUGUCCUUAUAGAUCCUUCUGUUACAUCAGACAAUGCCGGUACAGUAGUUGCUGUGAAAGAAGCUAAACAGGAAGAGCAUGACAAGGGAAAGAAGGAUAAGGAAGAGCAGAAGGAAGCACUUAUUGACCCAUCAAUUCCGUCAGAUCUAAAUAAACCCGUGGAAGAAACUGUACCUCCCAGUUUGGAACAACUAUGGUCAUACACGUGUGAUUUAACUCAGGGUCUCAAUGUGAGCAGCAUGGCUUGGAACAAAGUAAACCCAGAUCUUUUGGCUGUUGGUUAUGGAGCGUUUGAUUUUAAAGAACAGAAGAAAGGCUUGGCGUGCUGUUGGUCAUUGAAGAACCCCAUGUGGCCAGAGCGUAUUUUCCAGUGUGAGCAUGGUGUUACUGCAUUGGAUUUUUCUAUGGCAAGCCCGAACCUUUUAGCAGUUGGGACGUACAGUGGUACCAUCACCAUCCAUAAUGUGCAGAGUAGUACCACCACUGCAAUUCUGAAUAGCAGAGAUUCUUCAGAAAGUCAUACAGGUCCUGUAUGGCAACUGAAGUGGUUGGAACAGGACGGCAACACAGCAGAGGAUGACAAGAGAGAGAGAUUAAUCUCUGUCUCAGCAGAUGGCCGACUAACCAAGUGGCUUGUACAGAAGGAACUAGAUUGCACUGACCUGAUGAAAAUAAAGCGAGCAGGAAGUGAGAAGAAAAAUUUACCACGUGAGAAGGAAAGGAAAAGUGUAGUUCUAAUAUCUCGGCAGGCAGCUGGAAUGUGCUUCGACUUCCAUCCAAAGGACACUAAUUUUUAUCUUGCUGGAACAGAAGAGGGUCUUAUUCACAAGUGUUCCUGUUCAUACGAUCAGCAGUUCCUGGAGACAUACAAAGGACAUAAGGGUCCUGUGUACAAAGUCGCCUGGAAUCCGUUCAGCACUGACAUGUUCCUGAGCUGCUCUGCGGACUGGAGCAUUAAGUUAUGGCACCAGAACUCACAGACACCCAUUUUAACUUUCAGUUCCACCACCACUGUUGUGCAUGACAUUAUGUGGUCGCCAAAAUCAGUCUUUAUAUUUGCAGCAGUGAAUGAAAGCAGAGUGGAAAUUUGGGAUCUCAGUGUCAGCAUCCUGGACCCUAUGAUCACUCACUCUGGCAACCCAGAAGUGAAAUUCACAUCUGUCCUCUUUGCUAAGAACACUGACUGCCUGCUAGUAGGAGACAGUCGUGGAGAAGUCAGCGUGUUUGAGCUGCAGAACCUGGCUGCUUCCAGCAGUACUAAGAGAACUUGCCAGAGAACUUGGCCAGAGAACCAGGCAGGGGAGAUGGAUCGGUGCACAACUGAGGAUGUCCCUGGGAGAAGUCACCUCCCUUGUCAUUUGGGAUCACAGAAAAAGGCCCGGAGUCACUCAAGCUGUGCUAACACCUGGGCAACAGGCUGUGGUGGCAGAGCUGUGCGGGAGACGGGCAGAGAGGAAACCCAUUACCUACAAACCAGGCAAUAAACGUUUUGGCAGAACACACACAUUAACGGUA